UUGCACUUUGGUGUAUUGGUAUCAUUCACUGUCAUGGCUCCCUGACCUACUGGACGUUUCGCCCUGCUACGGUAUCAAAUCUUUGAAGAAAUACGACAUUUCUUCCCUUAUUUGAGCAUAAAUAGCGGUUUUAACGACUCAUUUUUGGGCUUACUAAAGUCGUCAUGGCGGGGAGCAGCACUGCUCAGAAAACAUGGGAGCUAACUAACAGCAUGCAGGAAGUUCAGAGCAUAGAUGAAAUUUACAAAUAUGACAAAAAGCAACAACAAGAAAUCCUUGCUGCGAAGCCAUGGACAAAGGAUCACCAUUACUUCAAGUAUUGCAAGAUCUCAGCUUUGGCCUUGUUGAAGAUGGUGAUGCACGCCAGGUCUGGAGGAAACCUGGAAGUGAUGGGCCUCAUGCUGGGAAAGGUCGAUGGUGAAACCAUGAUCAUUAUGGACAGCUUUGCCUUACCUGUGGAGGGCACAGAAACCCGAGUCAACGCACAAGCUGCAGCAUAUGAAUACAUGGCUGCCUACAUUGAAAAUGCCAAACAGGUUGGCCGACUGGAGAAUGCUAUUGGCUGGUACCACAGUCAUCCUGGCUAUGGAUGCUGGCUCUCAGGCAUAGAUGUCAGCACUCAGAUGCUCAACCAGCAGUUUCAGGAGCCUUUUGUGGCUGUUGUGAUCGACCCCACUCGGACUAUUUCUGCUGGGAAAGUCAACCUUGGUGCCUUUAGAACCUACCCAAAGGGUUACAAACCUCCUGAUGAAGGACCCUCAGAAUAUCAGACAAUCCCUCUGAACAAGAUUGAAGACUUUGGUGUACACUGUAAACAGUAUUAUGCCUUGGAGGUAACAUAUUUUAAGUCCUCCCUUGAUAGAAAGCUCCUGGAACUCCUUUGGAAUAAAUAUUGGGUUAAUACCUUAAGCUCCUCAAGUCUCCUUACGAAUUCGGACUACACCACAGGCCAGGUGUUUGACCUGUCGGAGAAGCUGGAGCAGUCAGAAGCACAGCUGGGCAGAGGCAGCUUCAUGCUCGGGUUGGACACACAUGACAGGAAGUCUGAGGACAAACUGGCCAAAGCAACUCGAGAUAGCUGCAAGACAACCAUAGAGGCAAUUCAUGGCCUGAUGUCUCAGGUCAUUAAGGACAAACUCUUCAAUCAAAUCAACACAUCUGCCAAUUAAACCUGAACUAUGAGCUGAUUUGGAACUCACCUGGAAAUGUUGUCUUGUGCAUGUCUAGCACUUAUAGGUUUAUGGUUUAACUGCAAAGAGUAGCAUUAUCUUUGAGUUCUCUUGGGAGUACUUUUUUAUAAAGUUUCUUCUUUUGUCCUUGAAUUAGCUAAGGAAUAUACCCAGGAACCAUGCUGCAAAAAAAUAAAACAUGAAAAGUAA
This is a messenger RNA of Xiphias gladius (swordfish), 1379 nucleotides long. It is a transcript of the gene cops5, whose product is annotated as COP9 signalosome subunit 5. Lineage: Eukaryota; Metazoa; Chordata; Actinopteri; Istiophoriformes; Xiphiidae. Gene Ontology annotation, cellular component: cytoplasm; COP9 signalosome. Gene Ontology annotation, biological process: protein deneddylation. The coding region runs from base 165 to 1169 and encodes 334 amino acids. The transcript is spliced from 8 exons. The record is from RefSeq and is a predicted model, not a curated record. Gene Ontology annotation, molecular function: protein binding; metallopeptidase activity; deNEDDylase activity.